AUGAGUACCGCCGCAGAAUCCGCAACGGACCCCUGUUCACACGACCUCCACUCCAACGAGGCACACUCCCUCUCGUUGCCAUCACAUAGCCAAAACGCACCGACAACGCAGCCGCUCCCGCCGUUCGCACCGCCCAUCAUCGGGAUCUUCCCUCAACAUCACAAACCGACCCCCUCCGACGUUCUCUGCGCGCAGCCGCCGCUCAACGCCGAAUCGUGCAGAUCCGAACACCCAGCGUCCGAGCGCCGUGCAAGCCUCACCAUCAUCAUACGCCGUCGUCGGUCAUUCCUUCCACCCCGAAGCACCGUGUUUUCGAUUUUAAAUAUCACGGUGUGCAUUUUUUUUUGUUUUUUCCUUCUGCCAUGUGUCACAUAA
Messenger RNA from Vicia faba (fava bean), 375 nucleotides. NCBI's taxonomy places the organism in Eukaryota, Viridiplantae, Streptophyta, Magnoliopsida, Fabales, Fabaceae. The record is from the annotation of a GenBank genome assembly.